Molecule: messenger RNA, 3225 nt
Organism: Arachis stenosperma
Lineage: Eukaryota; Viridiplantae; Streptophyta; Magnoliopsida; Fabales; Fabaceae
Product: linoleate 13S-lipoxygenase 3-1, chloroplastic
Exons: 8
Coding region: 184-2991 (935 amino acids)
Biological process (GO): lipid oxidation
Molecular function (GO): metal ion binding; oxidoreductase activity, acting on single donors with incorporation of molecular oxygen, incorporation of two atoms of oxygen; protein binding
Source: RefSeq, a predicted model, not a curated record
UCCUUUGCUCUUCCCUAUAUAAAAGAAAUAAGAGCCAGCUCAUUCCAUUCCAACCAACAGACCACUAACAUCUUCCACAGUGAUCCCACUUUUCCAUAGCAGAGAGAGAAGAGAAACAGUGAACAGUGAAAUUAAAAAAGAAAGAGAGAAAGAGAGAAAGAAUCAACAACAUCAACUGAAGCCAUGGCUUUUGCGAAUGAAAUCAUGGCUUCUUCAUCAAGAGUCCUUCUACAUAAUAGUUUUAAACAGAGUCAAUCACCAUUCUUGGUAAGCCCUGUGUUGGUGAGGUUGAGGAAAGCUGUAAAGUUUCCUGUGGCAGCUUUAAGUGAAGAUUUGCUGAGGGACCCUUCCUCUUCCUCCUCCUCCUCUUCUUCUUCAUCUUCCACUUCGUCUUCGACCUCAGUGUCUUUAUCUUCUUCUACUACGUCUGUGCCUGUUCCUGUUCCCGUGGUACCCUCUGAGAAACCGGUGAAAUUCAGAGUUAGAGCUGUGGUGACUGUGAGGAAUAAGAUCAAAGAGGGUUUUAAAGAGACUCUUGUGAAGCAUUUUGAUGCUCUUACUGACAAUAUUGGACAGAAUAUUGUUCUGGAACUUAUUAGCACUGAGAUUGAUCCAAAAACGAAGGCCGCAAAGAAGAGCAACGAAGCAGUGCUGAAAGAUUGGUCGAAGAAGAUCAAUGUUAAAGCAGAGAGAGUUAAUUACACAGCAGAGUAUAUGAUUGACUCUAAUUUUGGAGAGCCAGGAGCAAUAACUGUGUCGAAUAAACAUCAACAAGAAUUCUUCUUAGAAUGCAUAACAAUUGAAGGGUUUGCCACUGGACCUGUUCAUUUCCCUUGCAAUUCAUGGGUACAAGCACGAAAAGAUCAUCCUGGAAAAAGGAUAUUCUUUUCCAACAAGCCCUACUUGCCUGGAGAUACACCUGCUGGUCUUAGAUUUUUGAGGGAAAAAGAGCUGAGGAAUCUCAGAGGCGAUGGAAAAGGAGUUAGAAACUUGUCUGAUAGAAUAUAUGACUUUGAUACAUACAAUGAUCUUGGAAACCCAGACAGAGCACCUGAGUUUGCAAGACCAACAAUUGGAGGAUCUGAGCAGUAUCCAUACCCAAGACGGUGUCGUACUGGCCGUCUCCCAUCUGACACUGACAUGUUUGCAGAGAGCCGUUUAGAGAAACCAAAUCCGAUGUACGUCCCGAGGGACGAACGAUUUGAAGAGUCUAAGCAGAACACAUUUUCUGUGAAGAGACUCAAGGCUGUUCUCCAUAACUUGAUUCCUGGGCUUAAAGCUAGUAUCUCUGCUGAUAAUCAAGAUUUCAAUGAUUUCUCAGAUGUUGAUGGUCUUUACAGUAAAGGGUUACUGAUUCAGUUGGGUUUACAAGAUGAUGUUUUAAAGAAACUUCCUUUGCCAAAUGUGGUUAGCAAGAUCCAGGAAUCAAGCCAGGGACUUCUUAAAUAUGACACUCCCAAGAUUAUAUCCAAGGACAAAUUUGCGUGGCUGCGAGAUGACGAAUUUGCCCGCCAAGCAAUUGCAGGAGUCAACCCUAUUGGCAUUGAGAGGCUUCAAGUUUUUCCACCGGUUAGCAAGCUUGACCCGCAAAUAUAUGGUCCCCAAGAGUCUGCUCUUAAAGAAGAGCAUAUUCUAAACCAACUCAACGGCAUGACUGUGCAACAGGCAAUAGAUGAAAAUAAGCUGUUCAUAAUAGAUUAUCAUGAUGUUUACCUUCCAUUUCUUGAAAGGAUUAAUGCACUUGAUGGUAGGAAAGCAUAUGCUACACGCACGAUCUUUUUCUUGACACCGCUUGGUACUCUCAAGCCUGUGGCUAUAGAACUUAGCCUGCCUCCGGCCGGGCCAAGUUCCCGGUCCAAACGCGUAGUCACACCUGCCAUAGAUGCAACUACCAAUUGGAUGUGGCAGCUUGCUAAGGCGCAUGUUUGUGCCAAUGAUGCCGGGGUGCACCAACUUUACAACCAUUGGUUACGCACACAUGCUUGCAUGGAACCAUUUAUUUUGGCUGCUCACAGGCAAAUGAGUGCUAUGCAUCCGAUUUUUAAGUUGUUAGAUCCACACAUGAGGUACACUUUGGAGAUCAAUGCCCUGGCUCGCCAGAGCUUAAUCAAUGCUGAUGGAAUUAUUGAGAAUUGCUUCACCCCUGGCCGCUACGCCAUGGAAAUUAGUUCUGCUUUCUACAAAAACUAUUGGCGUUUCGACAUGGAUAGUCUCCCUGCUGAUCUCAUCCGCAGGGGAAUGGCGGAACCAGACCCAUCCCAACCACAUGGCCUAAAGCUUGUAUUUGAAGACUACCCUUAUGCUGCGGACGGUCUUAUGAUCUGGUCAGCAAUUGAAAACUGGGUCCGCACCUAUGUGAACCAUUACUACCCACAUUCAAGCCUUAUAAUCAAUGAUAAAGAGCUUCAAGCAUGGUACUAUGAGUCAAUCAACGUGGGCCACGCAGAUCGCAGCCACGAGAGCUGGUGGCCCACGUUGAACAACAGUGAGAAUCUUGUCACCGUACUCACUACAUUGAUCUGGCUUGCGUCUGCUCAGCACGCUGCUCUUAACUUUGGCCAGUAUCCUUAUGGAGGGUACGUGCCGAAUCGUCCCCCGUUGAUGCGAAGAUUGAUACCGGAUGAGAGUGAUCCAGAAUAUGCCAGUUUCAUUGCUGAUCCACAGAAGUAUUUUCUCAACGCCUUGCCUAGUUUGUUGCAAGCUUCGAAAUACAUGGCCGUGGUGGACACUCUCUCCACUCACUCCCCUGACGAGGAGUACUUGGGAGAGAGGCAGCAACCUUCCAUUUGGUCCGGUGAUGCUGAGAUCGUCGAGGCGUUUUACGAGUUCUCGGCCGAGAUGAGACGGAUUGAGAAGGUCAUUGACGGAAGGAACCGGGAUAAGAAGCUGAGGAACCGGUGUGGGGCAGGAGUGUUGCCUUAUGAGUUGCUUGCACCAAGUUCUGAACCGGGUGUUACAUGCAGAGGAGUUCCAAAUAGUGUGUCCACGUAAAUUCCGGAAAUAAAUAAAAGUUGAGUCUCACAUCUUGAUAAAGAAUUAUGUUGGGCUUAAAUAGUUAGUAUUAUGGGAAACGGGUCUGUGGUCUAUGUGGAGCACUAGGCUUGCCUAAUUUGUAACUAGAUUGGAUUAAUGUUAGUAUAUAUUGGUUAUUGGUAAUAUACUCUAAGGUUAUAUAUAUCAUAUUUUAUUAAAUAAUAAAUAGAGUUCGGUGAUGUAUUAGUUAGA